AUGUCCAACAAGCGCAGCAACAGCUUCCGGCGGGCCAUCCUCCAGGGAAGUCGUCAGUUGAAAGAGGCCGGGGCCCUGGGGGAGGAGGUGGGUCUGGGUCUGUCCCAGAGGCUGGUGAGGCACAUCGCCUACGAGACCCUGCCCCGGGAGAUCGACAGGAAGUGGUACUUCGACAGCUACACCUGCUGCCCACCACCCUGGCUCAUCCUGGCUAUCACCAUCGCUGAGGUGGCAGUGUUCAUGUACUAUGGCCUGCAGUUGGACCGCUGGGUGCUGCAGGUGUCCAGUCCCCACUUCCUGAGGGGCCCGCUGCCCUACCACCCCCAGCUACGGAUUCAGGCCUGGAGAUACCUCAGCUAUGCCUUCAUGCACGCAGG
This is a messenger RNA of Salvelinus sp. IW2-2015, 377 nucleotides long. Its product is annotated as rhomboid-related protein 3-like. NCBI's taxonomy places the organism in Eukaryota, Metazoa, Chordata, Actinopteri, Salmoniformes, Salmonidae. The record is from RefSeq and is a predicted model, not a curated record. The annotation marks the transcript as partial. Gene Ontology annotation, molecular function: serine-type endopeptidase activity. The transcript has 2 exons.